This is a messenger RNA of Purpureocillium takamizusanense, 321 nucleotides long. RefSeq lists its product as uncharacterized. Lineage: Eukaryota; Fungi; Ascomycota; Sordariomycetes; Hypocreales; Ophiocordycipitaceae. The coding region runs from base 1 to 321 and encodes 106 amino acids. The record is from RefSeq and is a predicted model, not a curated record. The transcript has a single exon.
AUGCCCUGCGUGCGACUGGGAAAGCAUCAAUCAAUCAUUCCCCAUCCCCCGCAGGCAGCGCGCAGCUUCUUGUGCCACCUCAUCGAAGCCGAUGUGGGAUCGUGGCCACAUCGCCAGCCGUCGAAGCCUGUCCGUCGUUCCAACGACCGGCCGGCCGACAUGGGAGACAAGAAAGGUCCGCCUGCCCCACCACGCAGGAAGAUUGACGGGAACCAUGCGCCUGUGUUGUCGAGAGUUGCUGCCAGCGUCGAGAACACGCGUGGUGCUGGCCCAAAAGCCGCGUUUCUGACACGUCGGUUGAACGGGGACUGGGGUUCCUAG